This is a messenger RNA of Tremella mesenterica DSM 1558, 786 nucleotides long. RefSeq lists its product as uncharacterized. The record is from RefSeq and is a predicted model, not a curated record. Gene Ontology annotation, molecular function: catalytic activity. The coding region runs from base 1 to 786 and encodes 261 amino acids. The transcript is spliced from 5 exons. NCBI's taxonomy places the organism in Eukaryota, Fungi, Basidiomycota, Tremellomycetes, Tremellales, Tremellaceae.
AUGCUCACCAUCACCCGGCAGCGUAUACAUCUUGUGCGGCACAAACUACCUGAUAUCACAGGAGAGAAAGGUGGUAAACCUGUUAAGGUCGGUGUAGCAGUGACCGAUAUCCUCACUGGACAUUAUGCUCAAUCUGGUAUAUUGGCCGCAUUGCUCAAACGACAUAAGACGGGUAAAGGAAGUCUAGUGGAAUGUUCUUUAUUUGAGAGUCAAAUCGCAUCUUUAGCCAAUAUCGCUUCAAAUCACCUGAUAUCAGGUCAAGAAGCAUCCCGAUGGGGUACAUCACACCCUUCCAUAGUACCCUAUCAAGUCUUCCCAACUUCCGAUUCUUUUCUCAUGAUUGCUGCUGGUUCCGACGCACAAUUCUCCAUUCUAUGUCGUGUUCUCGGUAUGGGAUGGGAUACCGAAGAUGAUUUCACGACGAAUGAAUUGAGGGUGAAGAAUAGGGAUAGGUUAAUUUCGUUGAUCGAGAAUGUUUUGAGGGAAGAAACGACGGAUGUUUGGUGUGAUAAAUUGAAAGGAAAGGGAGUACCUUUUGCACCUAUAAAUAAUAUAAAGCAGACAUUCAAUCAUCCUCAAGCUAUAGCAAGAGGAGUGGUCACCGAAAUAGAGCAUCCUAGAGCAGGAAAAAUCAAAUUAGUUUCUCCUGCCGUAUCAUACGAUUCUCUCAAACUUCCCAUCUCUCGACCUCCUCCAUAUUUAGGACAACACACCGAUGAAGUACUUUGUGAAUUGGGAUAUGACGAAUUUGAUAUUUCUCAAAUGAGGGACAACGGGGAUAUUUAA